This is a messenger RNA of Puccinia triticina, 2661 nucleotides long. RefSeq lists its product as uncharacterized. Gene Ontology annotation, molecular function: L-glutamate N-acetyltransferase activity, acting on acetyl-CoA as donor; arginine binding; acetylglutamate kinase activity. The transcript has 6 exons. Gene Ontology annotation, biological process: L-arginine biosynthetic process. NCBI's taxonomy places the organism in Eukaryota, Fungi, Basidiomycota, Pucciniomycetes, Pucciniales, Pucciniaceae. The record is from RefSeq and is a predicted model, not a curated record. Gene Ontology annotation, cellular component: cytoplasm; mitochondrion; mitochondrial matrix. Bases 1 to 2661 code for a protein of 886 amino acids.
AUGUUUUCCCAGCUUUCUCGAUCAACCUCGCGCUCAUGCCGCCCGAUCAAAAACCACCUCCAGCCAUUCCGAGCCGCCAGACCACUCUCAACCACCACCCCAUCCUCGAUCUUCAAGCAACAUGAUCUGAUGGUCAAAGCGUCCCAGACCAAGGAAGGCCAAGAACUAUCCAGGCGAUGGAUGACUAACUCAUCCACCUCUCGAAUUGAUUCCGAUAGAGAAACGAUCAUCAAGCUGCUCUACUCGAUCGCCUCCAAGCAUGAAGUCGAAAGAUACCUCAGGAUUUUCUCAACCGCAAACACCUUUGCAGUCCUCAAAGUGGGCGGUGCGAUCUUGUCUGAGGAUCUAGAAUCACUCUCCUUGAGCCUCAGCUUCUUGAAUAAAGUAGGAUUAUAUCCGGUCGUCUGUCACGGAAUGGGACCUCAGCUCAACAAGUUACUCGAGGACGCUGGGGUCGUGCCGGAUUACAUCGAUGGAAUCAGAAUCACAGACGCCAAGACGCUCGAGAUUGGCCGACAGGUCUUUUUAGCCGAAAACUUGAAACUCGUUGAAGCCUUAGAAAAACUCGGCACCCGAGCCCGACCGAUCACCAACGGGGUCUUCUAUGCCGACUAUCUUGAUCGGGAGAAGUACGGCUUUGUUGGGAAGAUCAAUAAGAUCAACAAGGAGCCCAUCGAAGCCAGUAUCCGGGCUGGUGCUCUGCCGAUCCUCACCAGUCUUGCAGAGACUAAGGACGGUCAGAUCCUCAACGUCAAUGCGGAUGUAGCCACCAGCGAAUUGGCCAAAGUCUUGGAACCCGUUAAGAUCGUCUUCCUCAAUGAAAAAGGAGGACUGUUUCAUGGAGUCACGCAGGAAAAGCUGGAUGUUAUCAACCUAGAUGAAGAAUAUGAUAGCCUAAUGAAACAAGAAUGGGUCAAGUACGGCACCAAGCUCAAGAUUCGUGAGAUCAAGGAGCUCUUGGAUCAUCUUCCCCGUUCUACCUCGGUUGCGAUCAUCUCUCCAGAAGAUCUCCAGAAAGAAUUAUUCACCGAUUCUGGCGCUGGUACUCUAAUCAGAAGAGGAUACAAGCUUCACAAACAUUCGAGCGUCGAUUCGAUCGGAAAAGACCGUUUGCGGAACGUCUUGCAAGAGCGUGACCCAGAUGUUCAAUCCGGGCAAGUCAGCGUCUCCGAAAUCUUUGCCGAUCUCGAGGACAAGAGUUACACGAUCUAUGCCGAUGAGCAAUUCGAUGUGGUGGCCAUGAUCUCCCACCCUCCCAACAAAGUACCGGUGCUUACCAAGCUCUUAACCUCACGGAAUGCGGUCUUGAACUCGAUUCUGGAUAACGUAUGGGCGUCGAUCCGGACGGACUUCAAGAAGUUAUUCUGGACCUCGAACGGAAGCGAGGGCGAGACCAAGAGCUGGCACUUCGACAAGGCCGACGGAAGCUUCACGCGUGCCGGUAAGAGUUUAUUCUACUAUGGGAUCCAAGACGUCGAGGAGGUCGAAAGCUCGAUCAAGAGCUUUGUCGAUGAUGGCCGGGUACCACGGGCCUACCUACCGAUUGUCCAUCGAAAACUUAGUUCGACAACUCCGUCUGGCUCAUCGCAAGCCUCCAGCCCAAUGGGUCAAAAGCGACAAUAUGCGACAGCCGCCGGCCAACCAACGACGAAAAAGAUCGGCCUGAUCGGAGCCCGUGGGUUUACCGGUUCCCAACUAGUCUCGCUCAUCAACGGCCACCCAAACCUCAGUCUUGCUCAUGUCUCAUCUCGCGAACUUGCCGGCCAACGGCUUGGAAACUACGACAAGGCCGAAAUUAUCUACGAAAACCUUGGUGCUCGAGAAGUGCAGGAGAUCGAGAAGAGCGGCGAGGUGGAUGCGUGGGUGAUGGCCUUGCCCAACGGGGUCUGUAAACCGUUCGUCGACGCUAUCGAAAAUGUUCGCUCCACCCAAAACUCUGCCUCUCAUAAGGGUAGCGUCAUCGUUGAUCUGAGUGCUGAUUAUCGCUUUGAGAAAAACUGGACCUAUGGCUUGCCGGAAUUGUACAACCGAGAAGAGAUUCGAGGGUCGGUCCGGAUAUCGAAUCCGGGUUGUUAUGCGACGAACAUUCAACUCUUACUGGCGCCGUUGAUGCCUUACAUAGGAGAGAAUGGACCGACGGUGUUUGGGAUCUCAGGGUACAGUGGAGCGGGGACGCAGAAGGGGAAUGUGCCGAAGAUCAGCGGGGCGGAGCUCGAAGGAAGUGUCCGGCCGUAUUCACUAACAGACCACAUCCACGAGCGGGAGGCCAGUUACCAUCUAGGGAAGCAGAUGACCGGUGGCGAAGCGUCGGAUUUCCAGGUGGCGUUUAUCCCCUCGAUCGCGCCCUGGUUCAGCGGGAUCAUCGCGACCGCGUCUGUCCCACUCAAGACACCCAUGGACGCGAAAGAUAUCCACAAACUUUUCGAGAGCAAGUAUCAGGACGAGAAACUCAUCCAAUGGUCCAGGCAAGGCGUCCCUGAUGUCCGCCUGAUUGCUAAUAAACACGGCUGGGUCGGCGGCGGAUUGCAGGUCCAUAGCUCCCGUAACAGAGUCGUCGUCGUCGGCGUACUCGAUAAUCUCCUCAAGGGCGCUGCGACGCAAUGCUUACAGAACUUGAACUUAAGCUUAGGCUUAGAUGAGUUCGAAGGAAUCCCUCUUUAG